Messenger RNA from Desarmillaria tabescens, 1090 nucleotides. RefSeq lists its product as uncharacterized. NCBI's taxonomy places the organism in Eukaryota, Fungi, Basidiomycota, Agaricomycetes, Agaricales, Physalacriaceae. The transcript is spliced from 2 exons. The coding region runs from base 197 to 904 and encodes 235 amino acids. The record is from RefSeq and is a predicted model, not a curated record.
UCCGUUCUACAUUGUUCUCCUAUAGUUCUCCUGUUACUGUGACUCCCUUCUAACAUUUUCGUACAAAGCUCGUUUGUAAUCCUUGGCUACCAUCAAAGGUACCAUCAGAGAAAGGCUCUCUAGGCUGCUAUUAUCAUCGCUACCUGAAAUCGUGUUUGUUUUGCAACCAAGUUCACCUCAAGGGAUACCCUCCGUAAUGGCUCCCGCGAGAAAGAAAAUAUCUCGGGACAACAAGGAGAACGUCGCCGUCCCGAGUCGACAACAGCGAACACGGACGGCACCUGUCGGGCUGUCAGAGGAGAAGGCAAAUCUGCCUAUUAUCCAGAAGCUUAGGCGUUCAAGGCGCUCUCGCCGCCCGCUUUCUCGGUUAGACGACAAUGCUAUGGCUCCACUCUCUGAAGCAAGCGUUCCUCCCUGUUACGACGCUCAAAACUAUCUAUACGAAAAUUCGCCAGACUAUCUCUUGCCAGAACUCGACUUGUGUUCAUUGCCCAUCGAUAUUUCUACGGAGAUUCUGCCCGAGGAAAACUACCCAUGCUCUCCUUUGAUCGACCCAUUCUGCGACUUGCACACACUAUUCCGUGACUCAGAAGCCAGAUCUAAGCAACCUCCAGCCUCGCCCUUUUUCCUUAUUCCAUAUUUCGUCGAGGGUCAAGUUCGCCUUGUCCCUCUACAAUCCAGCACUCUCCCUCGUCGCCAGCGACCAACUCUAACCGGACUCAAAACGCGUCUCACCCCAUUCUCAGACCCGUUUCUCUCGGACGCCCUUCUCGAUGAGCCGUUACCUUUUGAUUCGGAAAUAGUAGACCCUUUCGAGGAGGUGGUCAAGAUGUCGCCUGGCGCGUUUUGCAUCAAUAUUGGCUUCGCGGUGCCAGAUGAACGUGGUUAUGACUUGGCGCUCUGAUUCUUCGCAUCUAUUCACGUCCGAUUCGUUUUGUACACUACAUCGUUUCAUUACUAGACUGCAGACUAUCAUUUCAACUGGAACAACAUUCACAGCGCUCCCCACUGCAGCAAAAUCCAACAGGUAAAGAGCUCGCCAGUUACUAUUACACGGCUACCUUUCUAGUAGUUGUAACUUGAACUGUUU